CGGAUGGACGGUCGGACGGGAGGAGGCGCCGUGAGAGCGGGCGGAGCAAUGGAGAAACGUUAUGGACGAGACGAGAUAAGACAAAACGGAAUGGCGUCGGAGGGCGCACGGCGACGACGAUGAAUGGCCGCUAGCCGGUCGUCGGUCAUGGAACGGGGCUACCAGUCCGCCCAAGAAACGAUCGCGAGCGAGCUCGACCAGGAUUCGAAAAAUUCCGGGAGCCCGUCCUCGUGGCGCCGCGCCGUGAAUGUGAUUGGAGGUGGCGAGGAUCGGCCGCGAGCGCAGCGGAGCGAUUCCGAAACUCUUCUGCUCGUCUCGCUCGUUUGAUCCGAUUUCGGGAAAGGCCUGCGGAGAGAUAAUUGCGCCGAUUAUGAAUUUCGUUCGAGCUUUGUGGGUGAUGGAGUUGGAGUUGGAGUUGGAGCCCACGAGGUGCUCACGGUGAACCAAUCCGACGUCCGCGCAGGCGUUGGGCAUGAUCCUUCCCACGGGUUGGCGUUAGUUGCCGGAUUUGUGGGCUGAUCCAUCCGCGCUGUGGCUGAGGCGAGUCGGCCACUUUUAAUUGAUUUUUUGUCCAGACAUUUCCUGUGCUUGGCACGUCACAGAGAGGAGAGCUUGCGAACGAAAUGGCCGAUCCAUCAGGACUUAUCGCUGCAGUAGCAGCGAUGGUUUUUUUCGGGUCCUACGCGGUACCGCUCAAAUUUCCAGUAGUAGUGGCAGCGCAAGUCGAUCCAAUAGUGUACCAAACUUACAAGUCAUUCGCAUGCUUCGCAACUUCUUGGCUGGUGCUGAUUUAUGUGCCCCUGAGGUUCACAUGGUGGGGUAUGGUGGGGGCUUCCAUGUGGUGUACGACAGGCAUUGUAGCAAUUAUGGCUGUUCGCUUGGCCGGAAUUGGGGUGGCGCAGUCUCUGUGGAGCGGCAUUGGCAUUUUUGUUUCUUACAUUUGGGGAGCAUACGUCUUCAACGAGCCGAUCAAACAUCCCCUUCUGUCCAUGAUGGCUCUUGGUGUCAUGGCAGUUGGGAUGAUGGGCAUUGGAAUGGCUGCUUCUGGCAGUCUCAGUCCCGGUCCCUCGCGUGUACACGCACUUUCGCCUAAAGGGAAGACAAGGAAGAUGUUUUCAUUUAAACGAGAGGAGGAGAUCGAUCUUAUUCAAAUGGACGGUGAGGCCAAAGCGGUUCUCCCGCGGCCAGUCAGAGAUGAAAAAGGAGGGUCAAAAUACAGGAGAGAUAACAAGUUUUUGCAGGGCAUUCUUUGUGCUAUCUUCGUUGGCGUUUCAAAUGGAAGCUUCCUCAUUCCUUUUAAAUACGCCACCAAGGAGAUACAUGGCGUAGAAUACUUGGUAUCAUUUGGAGUUGGAGCUGUAACCAUUUCAUCGGCAAUUCUCACAAUCUACUCAAUGCUCCAAGUUUAUAGGGGCAAACCACCUCCGUCUUUUCAUUUCAAAGCAGUUGCCGGCCCUGGUCUUUUGACUGGCGUGCUAUGGAGUGCUGGUAAUGUUUGUAGUAUCGUUGCGACUGAGUAUUUGGGAAUGGCAUUGGGGUGGCCGCUUGUUCAAUGUCAACUUUUGGUUAGCGCCAUGUGGGCUGUCUUCUACUACGAAGAGGUCAGCGGUAGAAAAGCCGCAUCUGUUUUGCUUGGAUCCUGCGGACUCGUAGUUGUAGGUGCUAUGAUGCUUUCAAAGUUCGGAACAAUAUAAUCGCUAUCAAGUAGGGUAAUUGAAGGGGGCUUAUCGAUGCAAUCAUCGUGAUAAACAUGCACCCCGUAACAAACAAGUUCGAUGUCGUCAGACUUUAGGUCAGAAGGUCCCUUUUUAGGGGCGUGUAAUUUAUUCACAGGCAAGUUCGUAAACCCAGGUUUGAUGAAAAGCUUCAGCCUUUGAGCAACUGGAAAUCCCGUCGCACUCCAAGAGAAGGUGGAAUACGGCUGUGCGCAAAUCAUAUCAGUUAGUUAGAAACAUUAUGAUUCUUUCGCUCCCAGUCGAAGUACCGAGGAGCAGACUUCAAAUAUAAAUCCCACAAGAGGAAUGGAGCUUUCCUGGAUGGUUAGUUUUUACAAAAUGAGCUCAAAUCUCUAAACUAUUCUCUUCCAUGCCUGAGACAAGCUUGCCAGCUUGUACGAGUUCAAGUAUGUUGAAGUGAUUCUCAAAUUUUGUAUUUGUCCGGACUUAGUCUCCAUAGAUUUCAGAGUUCGUUAGAUCGUCUCAUUUAGAUUUCAUAGAGUCAGCAGCUGUUGUACAUAAGGCUGUACCUGGCCCUGGAUGCUUCGCUUCAUAAAGAGGAUGCGAGUGCAAACUUUAACGGAGGAGUCAUCCGCACGCUGAUGUAGUUGGUGACUUGGGCAACAACCAGUAAAAAAUUGUAUAAUUAUUAUGUGCUUUUCAUAAUGUACCUGCCAUGCCAUACGUUGAAGACCACUCUCCCAAAAUCGGCGGCCCCAACAGAAUGGGAAGAAGUUGAGUGGAACACUGAAACAAAUGGGAAAGCAAUCUGCGGCCAGAGGCGGAGUGUUGAUCGGUACAAUCGAUGGGGACUCUACUGCAGCGAACGGCCAUACAUCUGCAGUUCUUGCGGCAGAUGGCCAUUCUCCAUAUCAUGGUAUCGAAAUAGAAGGGAUGAUGCCUGAAAAGACGAUAGAAUCUGAGAGUUACUCAAAUCUCAUCUCGUAUGCAUUACGGGAUGACUUUUGCCUCGGGAGCCAACCUGCUUGAUUGAAUUGCAGUACAUUCACAU
Messenger RNA from Marchantia polymorpha subsp. ruderalis, 2727 nucleotides. The record is from the annotation of a GenBank genome assembly. NCBI's taxonomy places the organism in Eukaryota, Viridiplantae, Streptophyta, Marchantiopsida, Marchantiales, Marchantiaceae.